AUGUCAAAUGAUAAAAUUAUAGAAAAUUUUGAAAUAUCUUGUGAUUAUUAUUAUUUCUACAUAUUUUAUAAAAAUCAGUGUAUCUAUAGUAUUAACUUAAAAAAAGAUGAAGAAGAAAAAACAAAAAUAAAUAAAAGUGAAAAUGAGAAAUUACUAUUAGGAUCCAUAUAUGCCAUAAAUUACUUAUGUUUUAAUAUUCAACCAAACAAAAAAUUAAAAAAUCUUUAUAAAACCAUUGAAAAUACUAAUAAAAAUAUGAAUCAAAGUGUGAGAACUUAUAAUCAAAAUAUUAUUAACAGACAAGAAAAUUUGCACGUUGGAAAUUUUAAUUCUUUUAAUACUCCAUUUUAUAAAUUACAUUAUUUUGAAACAUUAACAGCUUAUAAAUUCGUUCUUAUUACACACAAGGAUACACCAAAAUUAUCUAAUUUCUUAAGAGAUAUUUAUAAAACUUUAUUUCUUGAUUUAAUUGUAUUUAAUCCUAUGUAUAAUAUAGGAGACGAGAUCAAAGAUAAAGUAUUUGACGAAAAAAUAAUAGAUCUAAUCAAAAGAAUAUCAUUUACAUAA
Messenger RNA from Plasmodium gallinaceum, 567 nucleotides. RefSeq names its product trafficking protein particle complex subunit 1, putative (gene BET5). Lineage: Eukaryota; Apicomplexa; Aconoidasida; Haemosporida; Plasmodiidae. The record is from RefSeq and is a predicted model, not a curated record. Gene Ontology annotation, cellular component: TRAPP complex. Bases 1 to 567 code for a protein of 188 amino acids. The transcript has 3 exons. Gene Ontology annotation, biological process: endoplasmic reticulum to Golgi vesicle-mediated transport.